This is a messenger RNA of Podospora anserina S mat+, 2436 nucleotides long. RefSeq lists its product as uncharacterized. The transcript is spliced from 3 exons. NCBI's taxonomy places the organism in Eukaryota, Fungi, Ascomycota, Sordariomycetes, Sordariales, Podosporaceae. The record is from RefSeq and is a predicted model, not a curated record. Bases 1 to 2436 code for a protein of 811 amino acids.
AUGAAGAGCUUUCUCCUCGGCCUGGCCGGCAAGCCAUCACCGGAACCAGAGCCUGCCCAAACGGCGCAAGCUCACGCUCUCAAAAGUGGGACUGACCUGGCCGAUGCGAUCACCGAAGGCAUCAAAAAGCUUUCCACAUCAGACCGGCAAAAUGAUUCUCAAAACGAGCCGGCAGCUAGCAAUAGCCAAGAUGAAGCCGCAAAAACAAGGACGGCCUCACCAGACGACCAGGAGGAUUGGAGCUCGGGUGACGAGACGGUCGUCGAGCAGACAGUUGCACAUCCCAGGCAGGACAUGAUUGACCACAUCAUGAAGAGCUUGUGUACUUCCCUCGACACCAAAAUCACUGAGUUGACUCAGUUCGCCAGUCUCGCCAAAACUGAGAAGGCAUUCAGUGUCGCCGACUUGCCAGCAGCUCCCAAGAAGGGAAAGACACCUACGGCGGACAAGCCUCGAGAGCAGCAGGAAGCCAAAGAGACUCUGAAGGAGGAAAAGAAGAGCACCGAGGAGGAGGAAGUACCCAAGCCUAUGAAGCUCUCUGACCUGUCCAAAUCGAAGAAGCCAACCUCAACGUCUGCAGCUCCUCCUCCACCUCCUGCCCCAGCCCCCGGUGCUGAGCCUGAACAAGACUUUGCCUCGCUCAUGCUAACUGCCAAAUCUCAACCCUCUGCGGCCUCACCUAGUUUCCCGGCCACCUCUUUUGGCGCAUUGCAGUUCGCGAGCAUGCCGUUUAUGGCCUCGGUCAUGACGAAUUUCCCCCAAAUCGAACCUUCAUCUACUCAGCGGCCUUCCCAAAGCUUUUCUCGUUCCAUCAGACCGACGCAAACGCCAGCACCAUAUAUCGCACCAGCCCCAAGCUUGCCUCUAUCUCCGGCCCCUUCGCCGCCAGCAGGGGAUCACCCAUCACCACCAUCCUCUACAAAAAGGAAUGCCAAGCGAUCAUUGGAUGACGAGCUGCAAGGGCCAACAGCAGCUGAUUUGAAGCCUCACUUUGGUCAUGAAGAGGUCUAUUCACGCAGAAUUUCGGGUAUUUCGGCUCCUUUUGGGUUUGGCCGUCCCAGUCCGAGAGCGCCCACUGUAUCCUCACAGAUGCCACAGUCGCGACAACUUCAUACGGCUCCGCAACCUCGCGCACCCAACUUCCCACCAGGGCCGCCUGCUGCGUCUAGAUCGAUCCCAAGUGUCGACUCUUUCUUUAACGCCCCUCAACUUCCGAGAGAUUCGUUUAUUCCAGAGCAAGAAUUAUCUCCCAAAACGGUAGGUGAUGUUGCUACGCAUGCUACUGCAAGGCGGCAUCUCAGUGAAGCCGAGGUGGAGCCACCCGAAGACCACGACGGGAGACGCAAAAAGGCACGGCGAGCCACGUCUGAUAGCCCCGCCGGGCUGAUGAGAAGCGGAAACAAGUUUGCCUGUCCCUACUUCAAGCGGAACCCUCGCAAAUAUCAGAAAUGGACGUCUUGCCCGGGCCCGGGAUGGGAGGAAGUUCAUCGAGUCAACAGGACUCAUCUUUACAGACGACACAGGCUCCCAAUCCAGUGUCCUCGUUGUUGGGACACCUUUGAGGAAGAUACUAUUCUUCAAAAUCAUCUCCAACAGGACCCGCCGUGCACCAUGCAGCAAAACAGGAUUCCACACGAAGGCUUCACCAAGGAUCAGGAAAAGAAAUUGCGAAGUCGCAAAAAGGCCCAGCCAAACAUGACGGAUGAAGAUAAAUGGGUUGAGAUCUACAUGAUCCUGUUUCCAGACGAUGAUCCGGACUCUGUCCCCACACCAUACUACGAUGACCAGGACGACGAUAACGCUACCCCUGCCUCGGGCUUGGGUUCUGGUUCGAGCGAUCUGGAGGAUUAUGCAACGUUUCUCAGAAGAGAAAUGCCAACUCUUGUUCGUCGUGAGCUCGAGGUGCUCUUUCAAAACGAAUCCCGAGAUGUUGAGGACAGACUUCGAUCCAAGGUGGAAGACAUCAUGGUCGGUCUCCAACCAAAGCUAAUGAGCCUUUACCGCCAAAGCCAAAUGCCACUCAGCGAAUAUGGUCCGCCGCAGGACAUUCCUCAAUUGCAAAUCCCGGCAGAUCAACCAGCGCAGUGGGAUACUUUGAGCAGCAGCGAUCUCGCCACCCCUGCCAUGUCGACUGGCACCGGAACAAGCAUUGACCUGGGUGCAGGGAUGCAUCCGACGUCCCCAUAUCAGCAAAUGGCCGGCGGGGAGGGAUUUGAUUCCACCAAUCUCGACUACAGCUCAUUAGCAGGUCUCGAGUGGGAUGGAAACCAGCUGCACUCCAACACUGGCUAUCAGUUUCAACAGCAGGCCCAGAACCUGAAUUGGGAUCAAGAGUUCAACAAGUUGCUCAGCCCUGUGGUGUAUGCUCCGCUUAAUGGAGAACUCAAUUUUGCCACUGGGUUUCAGGGAAACUUUCAAGGUUCAUACCAGGGGUAA